This is a messenger RNA of Closterium sp. Naga37s-1, 1186 nucleotides long. The record is from the annotation of a GenBank genome assembly. NCBI's taxonomy places the organism in Eukaryota, Viridiplantae, Streptophyta, Zygnematophyceae, Desmidiales, Closteriaceae.
AUGGAAGACCGGGAGAACGAAAGAAUGGAAGAACGGAAAAACAGAGGAAUGGAAGAUGAAGGAAUGGAAGCACGCACCAUGCAUGUGAGCCAUUGCCAUCUGCAUCCACCGCAGCAGCAGCAGCAGCAGCAGCAGCAGCAGCAGCAGCAGCAGCAGCAGCAGCAGCAUCGCCUCUCCUACUCAAGCCCCAGCGAAGCGAGGGAAUCCCCAAAGGAGCUGGAGCAGGCCAUAGCUUGGCUCUCCAUGCCCAGAGGCGCAUGCCCCCCCCCCACCACCCGCACCAUGCCCCCCCCUCCCACCACCCCCAUCGGCCCCACCCCCAUUGCUGCGGACGCACCGCCACCAGCAGCAGCCGCGGCGGCGGCGGCGGCAGCGGCAGAGGGUGGACCUGCUGCUGCUGCCGCUGAUGCCGUUGCUGCUGCUGCCGCUGCUGGCGCUGCUGGCGUUGCUGCUGCUGCCGCUGCUGGUGUAGCUGCUGCUGCCGCUGCUGGUGUUGCUGCUGCUGCUGCUGCCACUGCUGGUGUUGCUGCUGCUGCCGCUGCUGGUGUUGCUGCUGCUGCUGCUGCUGCUGCUGCCACUGCUGGUGUUGCUGCUGCUGCCGCUGCUGGUGUUGCUGCUGCUGCUGCUGCCACUGCUGGUGUUGCUGCUGCUGCCGCUGCUGCUGGUCGGGCCAGUGGUGUGCAACCCUCCAGCUCCCUUCGCACUUGCUGCAGUAUUGACAAGCCCUCUGCUAAGGGGCACGGCACUGCUGCUUCUGCUGCUGCUGCUGCUGCUCCUGCUCCUGCUCCUGCUCCUGCUCCUGCUCCUGCUCCUGCUCCUGCUCCUGCUCCUGCUCCUGCUCCUGCUCCUGCUCCUGCUCCUGCUCCUGCUGCUGGCGCACUUGCCUGCAUCGUUGAGUGCAGGAAAGGGGGAGGGAGGGGACGCAAGUGGUUGCGCAUGAAGGGGCUGGGGAUAAGACAUGUGACACUGACAGUGCAAGCAAGUGCUUACACUACUACUAUUGACUGCGUGGGUGUGGCUCACUCCACGGCCCUCUCACUCCACGCCCUCUCACUCCACGCCCUCUCACUCCACGCCCUCUCACCACACGCCCUCUCACCACACGCCCUCUCACCACACGCCCUCUCACCACACGCCCUCUCACCACACGCCCUCUCACCACACGCCCUCUCACCACAGGAUGUAU